Molecule: messenger RNA, 818 nt
Organism: Fragaria vesca subsp. vesca
Lineage: Eukaryota; Viridiplantae; Streptophyta; Magnoliopsida; Rosales; Rosaceae
Exons: 6
Coding region: 162-509 (115 amino acids)
Source: RefSeq, a predicted model, not a curated record
AGAAGAAAAGUGUGUCACCACAAAACAAAAAAAAACAUAAAAACUGAAAGCAUCGCGCAACAUCUCCAGAAUCGCAUAAACGUUUUCUGCACAGAUUUUGGGCGUGCUGAGGUUUGUGUGGCAUAAGAAGAGAAAAAUCGAGACAUUAGAAAGGAAGGAAAAUGGACGAAGGUGAAUUUCGACGCCUUCUCCUUCUUUUCCCAGUCGUCCGAUCUCGUGAUUACCAUGCUGAAUCAGAGAAAUCUAAAGAGUCAACUUCUAAGUCAGCAGAAUCUGAAGCGCUAAAGGAAUGGCAUGAUGCAUGGGAUGAUGGAGAGAAAAAAGACAUGGAGAAGGAAACACGUGAUGGACAUGAUGCAUUCUGGGAGAAGCUAAAGUUGGUUGCUGAGAGAAAGGUGGGUGCCACGGAAGCAGAAAGAUUUUGCAAGGCAUUCCAACGAGUUCAUAAGAAACUGGUGUAUGAAGAACUGAGUCCGGAUGCUGCCAAGACUUUUCUGAGCUCAUCAUGAAAAUGUUGCAUAUAGUUUGAUUGUGAACUAUUGUAAACUUUCAUGUUAUUAGUUAUAUUACACCUUGUGAACGAAAGGUUUUAGUCACUCUUGUUGAAAGAAGGGUAAAGCUUUUCUAACAACUCAUAAUAUAGCUAAAGAUGUUGAUGCUUCGAUACUAUUGUUUUGGAUAUUCCGUAACAUGUAUUAACUUGUAAUUUUUUACAUCGUUGUUCAUAUUGCAAUAAAUUAUUGAAGAUAAGUUCAGACUAAAGGAUUUUGACUUCGAAGGAAUCCGCCAACCACAUUUUGGUCGUUGCUGUAAAUUCA